GUCCAUCUAUAUAAUCUGGUACAUCGUCCGGCGCAGGCGCUUGCUGCUACUCAGCUUUUACCCUUCUAUUCUUUUCCCAUUUCGCCUGUACUAUACGCCCUUUGUGGAAUUUUGCCGCCAGCUCACUCGGUGACCGUCACUCGAAGCUAGCCUAUCGCCUGACGAACCCGGUGGCAAAAUGUCGAUUCUCUCUGCGGCACUCAAUCUGCUGCCCAAGACACCUCUGACCUCGGCGUUCAAGCCGGUUGAACUGCAUGUGGACGAGAACGAGCCUUUGACUGCCAACAAGGAGACCAGUGGAGAUGCGGUUGCGAAGUGUGAGCUGCGGAUUGAAGGGAUGACCUGUGGGUCCUGUGUGGAGUCUAUCGAAGGCAUGCUCCGCAAUCAACCCGGUAUACACUCUAUCAAAGUUGCGCUGCUUGCAGAGCGGGGAACCAUCGAAUAUGACCCCAAUACCUGGACGCCGGAGAAGCUCGUUAAUGAAAUAUCAGACAUAGGUUUCGACGCGACUGUGAUACCUCCAGCACGCUCAGACGUGGUCACUCUCCGAAUAUACGGCAUGACAUGUUCAUCCUGCACGUCAACUGUGGAAACCCAGUUGAGCGCUCUGCCCGGAAUCAACUCCGUCGCGGUUUCGCUCGCCACAGAAACCGCGAAGGUCGAAUUUGACCGGACUCUGAUUGGACCGAGAGAGAUGGUCGAGCGAAUCGAAGAGAUGGGCUUUGACGCGAUGCUGUCGGACCAAGAGGACUCCACUCAGCUGAAAUCUCUGACUCGUAUGAAGGAGAUCCAGGAAUGGCGGAGUCGGUUCCAAUGGGCGCUCACAUUCGCCGUACCCGUGUUCUUCAUUGGUAUGAUUGCACCCCGCAUGCCGUUCCUCCGCCCCAUUGUGGAUUUCCGAAUAUGCAAUGCGGUAUACCUUGGGGACUUACUGGUUCUCCUCAUUACUACUCCAGCCCAAUUCUGGAUCGGCGCUAAAUUCUAUCGCAACGCGUACAAGUCGCUAAUGCAUAAGACAGCCACGAUGGACGUGCUUGUCAUGCUCGGCACGUCCGCUGCGUACUUUUACUCCCUAUUUGCCGUGUUCUUUGCCAUGUUCAACACCGAACCUGGUUACCGCCCCUUCGUGUUCUUCGACACCAGUACAAUGCUGAUCAUGUUCGUGUCUCUUGGUCGGUUCUUGGAGAAUAGGGCCAAGGGGAAGACAAGCGCAGCCUUGACAGACUUGAUGGCCCUCGCGCCGUCCAUGGCGACAAUAUAUACCGAUCCACCGGCAUGUACACAGGAGAAGCGGAUUCCUACUGAACUUGUUCAGGUGGGAGACAUAUGCAAGCUGGUUCCCGGCGACAAAGUUCCUGCGGACGGGAAUGUCGUCAACGGGUCAUCGAGUGUGGAUGAAAGCGCUGUCACUGGAGAGCCGGUGCCUGUGAUCAAGCAGGUGGGCGAUAGUGUCAUUGGUGGCACCGUCAACGGGUUGGGCACCUUCGAUAUGGUCGUCACGCGUGCAGGCAAGGACACCGCGCUGUCGCAAAUAGUGAAGCUAGUAGAGGAAGCCCAGACCUCCAAAGCACCCAUCCAAGCAUUCGCUGACAAGGUCGCGGGGUACUUUGUGCCCACCGUCAUCUCCUUGGCAGUGAUCACGUUCACGGCGUGGAUCAUAAUCUCACAUAUUAUGACCGACGAGGAUCUCCCGGAAAUGUUCAAGCGGCACGGGUCGACAAAGCUCGCUGUGUGUCUGCAGAUGUGCAUUAGCGUCGUGGUAGUGGCUUGCCCGUGUGCGCUGGGUCUGAGCACGCCGACCGCUAUCAUGGUGGGCACCGGUGUGGGAGCGAAGAAUGGCAUCCUCAUCAAAGGUGGGCGGGCGCUUGAGGCCAGUCGGAGUAUCCGCAAAAUCGUUCUCGAUAAGACCGGUACAGUCACGGAGGGAAAGAUGACUGUUGUCGCUUUAGCGUGGGCCCCUUCGGACAGCCAGACAGAAGCGGACGUUCCCGCCACUCCUUUCGUUGAACAGGCGUCUCUAGGGUCUAUGAGCUGUGACGGGAUUACUUCUCGAGCGGCUGUGAUUGCUAUGGUUGCUGCCACGGAGGCACGCUCCGAACAUCCUUUGGCCAAAGCGGUAGCGGUGUAUGGCAAAGACCUCCUGUCCAAAUCCAACAUGGAGUUACCUGAAGCUACUGUCGAGACCUUCGAGAGCGUCACUGGCGCGGGGGUCAAGGCUACCGUGAAGGUCUCCAAUCUGAAGCCGACGUACACCGUCUUCGUUGGCAACGCUCGGUUUGUAACACAGUCGGAGGAUGGGUACAUCCCUUCGGCACUCUCUCAUGUCCAGGAAAAAGAGACGAGUCGAGGGCGGACGAUGAUCUUCGUUGGCAUAAGCACUGAUUCACUUAGCCGCCGACCUCUGGCCGUGCUAGGUAUCUCGUUGUCUGACACACCCAAGGCGUCCUCCGCGCGGGCUAUCCAGUCUCUGGAGCGCAUGGGUGUGGAGGUCAGUAUGCUUACAGGAGACGGGAUGUCGACCGCCAUAGCUAUUGCGAAGGAAGUUGGCAUCAAACCGGAGAAUGUCUGGGCUAGCAUGAGUCCCAAGGGCAAAGCGUCUGUCGUGACGGACCUCAUGUCCAAGGGCGGAGGCGUCGCAAUGGUUGGAGAUGGUAUCAAUGACUCACCAGCGCUGGUCGCCGCAUCGGUUGGGAUCGCCUUAUCCUCCGGCACAUCUGUGGCCAUUGAAGCUGCAGAUAUUGUCCUGAUGAGGUCGGAUCUGCUUGACGUUGUCGCUGCAUUACAUCUGUCUCGCUCCAUCUUUGCCGUUAUUCGGAGGAACUUGGUGUGGGCGUGCAUAUACAAUGUCCUCGGCAUCCCCCUAGCCAUGGGGUUCUUCCUCCCCUUCGGUUUGUACCUGCACCCCAUGAUGGCAGGUGCUGCCAUGGCGUUCUCGAGCGUGAGCGUGGUGACGAGCUCUCUAACACUCAGGUGGUGGAGACGACCGCUCGAUAGCGUCAUGCCUGGCGAGAAGAUAACGGGGGAGACCGUCAUGGACAGUGCACGCUCAGUGCUGAGUGAUCUCAUGGAGAGCUUGCGGGGUCUAAUUCCUAGUAGGGACAAAGCUGCUGCUGGGUACAGUCAGUUGCCUAUGGAGAUGACUGACAGGGUAUAGGAGUCUCUUGCUGGGUUAUUUAUUCAUACCAAACACCCACUCCUUACGCAUGUAUUAUAGCGUACAUUAUAUUCCAUCUUGUUGUUUGUUUUG
Molecule: messenger RNA, 3247 nt
Organism: Gloeophyllum trabeum ATCC 11539
Lineage: Eukaryota; Fungi; Basidiomycota; Agaricomycetes; Gloeophyllales; Gloeophyllaceae
Product: copper P-type ATPase CtaA
Exons: 4
Coding region: 179-3154 (991 amino acids)
Biological process (GO): copper ion homeostasis; monoatomic cation transport
Cellular component (GO): membrane
Molecular function (GO): copper ion binding; ATP hydrolysis activity; ATP binding
Source: RefSeq, a predicted model, not a curated record